Molecule: messenger RNA, 3962 nt
Organism: Pieris napi
Lineage: Eukaryota; Metazoa; Arthropoda; Insecta; Lepidoptera; Pieridae
Gene: tam
Product: DNA polymerase subunit gamma-1, mitochondrial
Exons: 14
Coding region: 1194-3950 (918 amino acids)
Biological process (GO): mitochondrial DNA replication
Cellular component (GO): mitochondrion; gamma DNA polymerase complex
Molecular function (GO): DNA-directed DNA polymerase activity; 3'-5' exonuclease activity; DNA binding
Source: RefSeq, a predicted model, not a curated record
UUAAUGUAAGAGAAUAAUAAUAAAUAUUUAUUUAUUUAAUUUUUCAAAUGUAAACUGAACUUUAUUGCCUAUAAUGACUCCUUUUCCAGUUAGGCCAGUCAUUAUAGUAAGUUAACCUCGGAAUUCGAGAUACCCAGCUGUAAGUCUGUAAAUAGUUGUAUAUUGACACCCUAAAAGUUGUCUCAAAACCUACAUAUGGUAGGGUGUAGCAACUAUUAAAUUUCAAGGUCAAAGCUCACAAAAAUCGAUUUUUUGCGCUUUCUAUGGGUUUUUUGCUCUUUGUAUUUAUUAUCAAUAUUGUAGAAUACAAAAUUCUGUACAAAUUUUGUUUAAAAUUUUUUUUAUACGUUGAACCGUUUUCGAGAUAGAGGGCGUAGACCGCGGUCACAGCAUCACUUCAGGACAUCCGGUGACUCCGGGCGAAAACGCGCCAUAUAUAGUUGAUGAACUAUCGAUAGAUCAAUGAUUAUAAAUAUUUGUCAAUUUCUAUUAACUAUUAUAUUAUAUUUUAUCAUUUUCUUCAUGCAUUAAAUCUAUAUCGAUUCAAUAAUACUGAAAACCGUUUACUAAAAUUAAAAAAUGAUUAAGAGAUUCUAAAAAACAUAUUUUAUUUCUGCACGCAUUAAGUGGCUGUGACACAACUUCUGCGCUUUUAAAAAAGGGAAAAAAAAACAUUUUUAAAAGUUUUUGAGAAACUGACAAAUUUGGAUGAACUAGCUGCAGCAUUUGAGGAAGAAAAGUGUUCGGCCCAGAGAUUUUUUCUCAUUGUAUUUUUUCCCUUUUUUUCUUUGAUAUUAAUUUGAUAACAAUAUUAUUAUGUGUGUGUGUUUUUGUUAGUAAUAAAUGUUAUGUCUAUGUGAUAUAUUAUAUAUGUCGGGGAAAUUUCGUAACUCCAUCGAUAUUGAUAUCGUGAUUAGCUGGGUUAGUGAGCGUGUCAUGUGUGUCAGUGCGAGCACAAAAGAGACGAAAAUUCUCGUGCAAUGUUAAAUUUCGAUUGAUUCCUUUUAACACUAGAAAUAACACUUUAGCUUAAAUUACAAGCCGAGCAGCGGGUUCGAAGCACCGAUCUCACUUUCGAUCACAAUCUACCCAACUCGGGCUUUUAUUCUUUAAGUAAUGAUUUCAAACUAUUCAUAGUUACAUAACAAAACGAAUUAAAUCAAAAUACGAUUCUUAAAGUGAAAGAAAUCUCAAUGAGUAAUCAAAGUAUCAUUUACAUUCUCUGGUAUACAGUACGUAUAUACUAUAUUUUGAAAAUUGGUCGAUACGAAUUUCCAGGCGUACGUUUCAUGGACACAAUGUCUAUGCACACGUGUGUCAGCGGAGUGACCAGCUAUCAGAGGACAGUGCUGAAGGCCAAAAAUAAGGAACCCGACCCCACCGACGAAGACUGGAUCGGCAUCAGCUCAUUGAACAGUCUGACCGAGGUGAGUAGCGCUUCGAAGGUUCUCCGUUCGCAAAAAGGGAAGCUCAAAGGAUGCGACGUGAAGCAGGUCCACAAGCUGUACUGCGGAGUCGCAGUGGACAAACAGAGACGCGACGUGUUCGUGGAGGGCAGGCUGGAGGAUGUGCGGCGCCACUUCCAAGCGCUGAUGAGCUACUGCGCCGCCGACGUCAUCGCCACGCACAACGUUCUCAACGAGCUGCUGCCCUUGUUCCUCGAGCGCUUUCCGCACCCCGUCACCUUGGCCGGCAUGCUGGAGCUAGGUUCUGCUUAUCUACCGGUGAACUCUAACUGGACACAGUACGUCGAUUCAGCGGAAGCGGUGUUCGACGACUAUAAGCUCGAGUCGCAGCAAUUGUUAACUCUGAAAGCCGACGAAGCUUGUCGCCUCAUGGAAAGCGAAGCCUACAAAAAAGACUUGUGGAUGUGGGACCAAGACUGGUCGACGCAGAUUUUAAAAUUGAAGAAAUCAAAAGGCAAAUAUAGUAAUCGUUUUGAGCCAAAUAAUAGAACACCAAAAGAGAAACAGACGCACGAGGCAUCGGAUACGUUAUCGUUAGAUUAUAUUGAAACUUUGGAAAAGGCCGAAGAAACGAAUGAAUCUAAAGAAAAAAUUGAGGAUUUCACAAACAAGUUUGAAUACUUGUUCGACUUAAAAGCUAUGUUGCCGGUGAAAAGGCCUCACUUGGCCGGAUACCCAACUUGGUACAGGAAGCUGUGCACGAAGCCGGGUAGAGAUCCCGAUUGGGUACCGGGAGCCAACAACAUCACGACUAGUAUGCAGAUUACACCGAAGCUUCUUCGCCUAUCCUGGGAAGGAUAUCCUCUUCACCACAUCCCGGGAGAGGGAUGGGGAUUCCUCGUCCCUUUUAGCAGGAGCGGGGGCGACGUCCCGGAAGGACACCCCCGGAUCCCUUUAGAAGGCUUGCUGGAAACCUGUCCUUUGGCUAAUCCCAAGGAGGCCGAGGUCAAUACUGAACUUUACGUUCUUCCCGAGACGGUGGAGGAGGACCUGUCGAGGCGGGCGUAUUUCGCGAGAAAGGCCAAAGAGGAGCGAGCGGCCGCCAAUCAGUAUCACGGCUUGGGCGUAUGGACUGGACUCGAAAUACAAGGGUGUUGCCAUUUCCUGCGUCUGCCUCACAAAGACGGCCCCAAGUACAGAGUGGGCAAUCCCUUGGCUCGGGACUUCCUCGACAUGUUCAGUCAAAACGUUCUGUCGGCCCAGGGCAACGACGCAGAGAAGGUUCUGACGUUCGGGCGGAUGAUGUCCUACUGGCGAAAUAAUCGAGAGCGAGUGAUGGGUCAGCAGGUGGUGUGGCUACCUCGGGAGUGUCUUCCGGAGCACCUGCGGAGCUCGCUCCGCAGAUUCGGCGCCAUCGUGCCUCAGGUCGUGGCCUGCGGCACCCUCACCAGGCGGGCCAGCGAACCGACGUGGAUGACCGCGAGCAACGCGCGACCGGAGCGUAUCGGGUCGGAGUUGCGAGCCAUGGUGCAGGCCCCGCCCGGCUAUCGCUUCGUCGGCGCCGACGUGGACUCCCAGGAGCUGUGGAUAGCCGCUCUGCUGGGCGACAGCGGCCUCGGCGUCUGCGGCGGCACGGCCUUCGGUUGGGCGGUGCUGGCCGGCGACAAGAGGUCGCAGACGGACCUGCACUCCCUGACCGCCAGCGCCGCGAACAUCAACCGAGAUCACGCCAAGGUCAUCAACUACGCGAGGAUAUACGGUGCCGGUCAAAACUUCGCGGAACGACUUUUAAAACAGUUCAAUCCGACGAUGACGAUUUCGGAAGCGAAGAGCAAAGCCGCCAAAAUGUUCACCACCACCAAAGGCCGACGGGUCUACACUCUUCUCGAGAAAUAUUCUGCCGGGCUGUUGGACCCGGACGACUGCCAGCAGGACGUGAAAAUGUCCGCCCGUGACGCGGGGCGCCUCGCGAAGAUGAGCGGCAAGCGGCUCGACGAGAUGUUCGGUCGGGCGCGGUGGGCGGGCGGCACCGAGUCCGAAAUGUUCAACAAGCUGGAAGAGAUCGCGGAUUCCGAAGCUCCCCAGACGGCGUUCCUGGGCGGUCGGCUGUCCCGCGCCCUGGAGAUGGCGGGCGGCAAGUGGGGCGGCACCCGCCUCAACUGGGCCGUGCAGAGCGCCGCCGCGGACUUCCUGCACCUGAUGCUCGUCAGCAUGACUCACUUGGCGCCCGAGGCCAGGUUCUGCCUGAGUUUCCACGACGAAGUCCGAUACCUGGUGCCCGAAAAAUAUAAAUAUGAGACCGCUCUGGCGCUGCAGAUCACCAAUUUGUUCACGAGAGCGUUUUGUUCGCAGAGAGUAGGCAUAAGAGACCUCCCGAUGUCGGUGGCCUUUUUUUCGUCCGUGGAAGUAGAUAGAGUGCUGCGAAAAGAUUCAAAUCAAAGCUGUGCAACUCCGUCGAACCCCCACGGCUUAGAAAAUGGAUAUGGGAUACCCGAUGGCGAAUCUCUUACCAUUUUUGAUAUACUUAAGAAUGUAAAAAGAUAAAUUAUUUUCGUA